Vespa crabro (European hornet) is the source of this 3450-nucleotide messenger RNA. RefSeq names its product serine/threonine-protein phosphatase 2A 56 kDa regulatory subunit gamma isoform-like. NCBI's taxonomy places the organism in Eukaryota, Metazoa, Arthropoda, Insecta, Hymenoptera, Vespidae. The transcript is spliced from 9 exons. The record is from RefSeq and is a predicted model, not a curated record. Bases 898 to 2670 code for a protein of 590 amino acids. Gene Ontology annotation, biological process: protein dephosphorylation; signal transduction. Gene Ontology annotation, molecular function: protein phosphatase activator activity. Gene Ontology annotation, cellular component: cytosol; nucleus; protein phosphatase type 2A complex.
CCGACGUGCCGAUACGCGCGCUCUCGUGGGCGUACUCGUGUUCGCGUUCCUUUCGAUUUUCACGCGUUCCCGUUCUUGUAAAGCUCUUUAAAAAAUGCCGAACCUGCUAAGGAAGGAGAAGGUGCGUCUGUCACGGUAGUUCUCUCGUGUCGCGCGGUGGUGUCUUUAGAACGUUACCACCAAAGUUUUUCUUCGCACGCGAUCGGUCUGUCCUACGGAUCAGUCUGUCUUUAUUCAUCCCCUCUCUAUCUAUCUAUUGCUGUGUGUGUCUUUCUCUCUCUUUUUCUUUCUUUCUCUCUCUUUCUCUCUCUCUCUAUAUAUAUAUAUAUAUAUAUAUCUAUCUAUCUUUCUCUUUCUCUCUCUCUCUCUUUUUCUUGGUGCUGCGCGACGCGAAUGGUGUUUCUCCACGGCAGAGAGAAAGAGCGAAGAAGGAAGGAGCAAAAGGAAGAAGGGAGCUAGCGUGUGCGCGCGCGAGAGAGAGAGAGAGAGAGAGAGAGAGAAAGAGAUUGAGUGAGUGAGUGAGUGAGUGAGUGAGUGAGUGCACCGGGGGAACAACCCCGGCGGCCUUAGCUACUCAAGGGUGUAGUAGCAUGGUGAAGACCGCCGUCUUGCUCGUUUCUUGACCCGAUCGUCCGUAUACAUCGCAAAUUCGGCUCUUCAACUAUCUGUCCGUUGCGAAAAAGAAAGAAAGAGAGAGAGAGAGAGAGAGAGAGAGAGAAAGAAAGAAAGAGAAAGAGAGAGAGAGAGAGAGAGAGAAAAAGAAGGUUCGCUCCGCUCUAGUAAGAGUCCCCCGUCGACUCGUACGGAAUCGAAUCCAUCGUCGGCCUAUUAAAAGCGGUCGUGUGAGUUUCGACUACUCUCUCGCGUGUCUCGGGCCCCGUCGCACACGAUACAAUAAUGGAAACGUCGUCGAAGACUAGCAAGGACAAGGGAAAGAACGGCAACAAGGAUGUCGAGGCCGGCGACGAGACGAACAAAGUGUCAGGAGGUCCUCCACAUGGCAAUGCCUCACCUCCACCGACACUCAUCAACAAAGUCAAGUAUCAACCUGGUGGGCCUGUAAUCAAAAAGGAUAAAAGACAAAGCAGCUCGAGAUUCAACAUAUCAAAGAACCGAGAACUUCAAAAGCUACCGCUCUUGGCAGAGACUCAACAAGGCAAUGAAAGGGAAGAACUUUUCAUACAAAAGUUACGUCAAUGCUGCGUACUCUUUGAUUUUGAGUCUGAUCCAUUAUCGGACUUAAAAUGGAAGGAGGUAAAGCGUACGGCUCUUCAUGAAAUGGUCGAAUAUGUAACCAAAAAUAAAAAUGUUAUUACCGAAGCAAUCUAUCCGGAAGCAGUGAAUAUGUUUGCUGUGAAUUUGUUUCGAACACUUCCACCAUCUUCUAAUCCAAAUGGUGCUGAAUUUGAUCCGGAAGAAGAUGAACCUACUUUGGAAGCGGCAUGGCCUCAUUUGCAAUUAGUGUAUGAAUUCUUUCUAAGAUUGUUGGAAUCUCAAGAUUUCCAACCAUCUAUUGCAAGACGUUAUAUAGAUCAAAAGUUUGUCUUACAAUUAUUAGAGUUAUUUGAUUCUGAAGAUCCUCGGGAAAGAGAUUUUCUUAAAACAACUCUUCAUAGAAUCUAUGGAAAGUUUCUCGGUUUAAGAGCAUAUAUCAGGAAACAAAUAAAUAAUGUUUUUUAUCGAUUUAUAUAUGAAACUGAACACCAUAAUGGUAUCGCCGAACUUCUUGAAAUAUUAGGAAGCAUUAUAAACGGUUUUGCUUUACCAUUGAAAGAGGAACAUAAAGUUUUUCUUUUAAAAGUGCUGUUACCUUUGCACAAAGCUAAAUCGUUGUCAGUUUAUCAUCCACAAUUAGCAUAUUGCGUCGUUCAAUUUUUGGAGAAGGAUCCAUCUUUGACAGAGCCCGUAAUUAGAAAUUUAUUGAAAUUUUGGCCAAAAACACACUCUCCCAAGGAAGUCAUGUUUCUUAAUGAAUUGGAAGAAAUUUUAGAUGUAAUAGAACCAGCUGAAUUUCGAAAAGUACUGGAUCCGUUGUUUAGACAAUUAGCAAAAUGCGUUUCGUCUCCACAUUUUCAAGUUGCUGAGAGAGCCCUUUAUUAUUGGAACAAUGAAUACAUAAUGUCAUUAAUAUCAGAAAACUAUUCUGUGAUUUUACCGAUUAUGUAUCCAGCUUUUUAUAGAAAUUCACGAAAUCAUUGGAAUAAAACGAUUCAUGGUUUAAUUUAUAAUGCAUUGAAACUAUUCAUGGAGAUGAAUCAAAAAGUAUUUGAUCAGUGUACUAAUCAGUAUCAUCAGGAUCGUCAAAGAGAACGUAAGCUUAUGAAAGAUAGAGAUGAAGCGUGGAUGCGCGUGGAAGCAUUGGCAAUGAGACAUCCACAUUAUAAUAUGGCAAUUACUAAAAGUACACCGAACAUUCCAUACAGCUUGACGCAACAUUUAGAUAGUCCUCCACCCGAUGAGGAUGGUGACACGGAUCAAACUCCGCUUACUUUAGAAAAGAUUGAAGCUAAAGCAAAUGAGGCGAAAAAAAUAACAAAUGUGAAUACAAUGAAACCACUUCUACGAAGGAAGAGCGAUAUACCACAAGACUCUUACACAAUACGGGCAUUGUCCGAUCACAAGCGAGCUGACGAAUACCUUGUAACACCGCCCGAUCCGAAUAAUUGCUAGUCCUUACCCUAUUCUCUUCCGAUGUAUCCCCUAUUUUGUUGUAGUAAAAUCACAAGUUAGCUCUUUUUCGGGAGAUGGAAAAAAACGGCGAUAACAUAACCUUGGCAGUUAAAUCUGCCUUAGAGAGCCUUAUUGUGCGGAAUCAAUAACAUUUAAUGUAUAUUAGAAUUUUGUUUGCUCGUGUUAGAGAAAGUAUCUUCCUCUUGUUACACCUUUAGAUUAUGAGAACAUGGAGAAUCGCAUGAGAGUAAUAAUGUCCAUUUGAUGCAUGUAGAUCACUUAUUUCCUUUCUCAAUUACAGACCAUGCUAAUUUAAGAAGUUGUUAAAAAGAACAAAAGAAAAAAAAAGAAAAGAAAAGAAAUAUUAAAAAUGUGUAUUGUUCGAGGUAAAAAUACGGUAAACAAAGGGCUCUAAAUUCAUUAGUUAUGAAAUAUUUAGCACAAAGGCAUUUAAAAUGCUAGUUAUGCUCUAUAUAUAUAUAUAGUUGCUAUAUAUAUAUAUAUAUAUAUAUAUAUAUAUAUAAAAUAUACAUACACAUACACACAUACACAUAAAAGAUAUAUAUAUAUAGUAUCAUUGGUAUAAAUGACAUUAUUAAUGCUGUGGUUUUCAUGAACUUGGUAUAUUCUAGGAAAGAUUUUAUACAAACGAGGAUACGGAAGACGGAAGGAGCAGUAUCAUCGAUAACGUUUUACUCUGUGUUAUCAUUAAAUUAUACUAAGCGAAGCGAGCUUGUUGUGUUAAUAACUAUGAUAAAUGAAGUUUUACGUUUACGUGUA